AGAUUUCCGCAAUGGCUCUGCGCUUUUCUUCUUCUAUCCUGAGACGCAACUUCUCUGUUUUCUCCUCUGCGGGAAGACUCUCGAGGGCGACCAGGAAAUUUCCCAAGAGCCUGCAGGGCGUCGCCGGUGUUGCCAAUGCACUGCGCUCGCAUGCCACCCAGGGCGUCACCCGCGGUCAACGAGAGGUGAAGGUCGAAAGUCAGGACUACUAUGAUGGGCUCUCGGACCACUACUACCUCUUCCAGCAGGACUGGGAUGGCAUGGUGGCCAAGGAGAGACAGGGGUUCAAGGAUGCGUUCUUCGGGGAGAACGUGAAGAAGGUACUUGAUGCCUCCUGCGGCAGCGGCGAGCAGUCGAUCGCUCUUGCCGGCAUCUCCAAGGAUAUCAAGGUCACUGCCUGCGAUCCCAGUGCGGGGUUGGUGAGCAAGUGUGCUGAGAACGCCAAGAAGUAUGGUUUCCACAACAUUGAGGCCAUCCAGAGUGAUUUCCUUGGCCUCGAGCACGACUUCAAGGAUCGCUUGGGAACCUAUGACGCGAUCGUCACCAAGGGCAGCUCCCUCCCUCACUUGUUGACGGACAAGGACCUCACUCAAGCCCUCAAGAACUUCUACAGCCUACUCCGCCCUGGCGGUAUCGUCAACAUUGGGGUGAGAGACUACGAUUACUUCAUCAAGCAGAAGACGCAGAUCUACCCUCGUCAGCUCAAGGUCGGUGAUGACAAGGAGCAUCUCAUCUUCGAUAUCUGGGAAUGGCAUAAGGGAUCUGAGGGACAGCAGCUUGUUAACUUUAACACCUUCCACAUCAACGGAGAGAACACGCCCAACUACGUCACCAGCAAGUACAUCACUACCUUCCGUGCGCUGUUCAGGAAGGAGAUGGAGGACAUGCUCGCCAAGGCUGGCUUCACUGAGAUCAAGGUCCACAAGAUCGACGGGUGGCUCUGGGAGAACGUCUACACUGCUAGACGGCCCAACUAAACUUGUUAAACAAGGUCGCACAAUGCGAUCAGUACAACUGAUGUAACGUUUUAAUGAAAUUUGAAACAUGAAUCUUUCUCCUGGGUUAUCUAGCACUUACACAUGAGAUAGAGUGGGAGGAAAGGAGGAGAGUGAGGGUACAAGAGGCAGAGUGAGUGAGAGCGAGGAGGAGGAUAGGAGAAGACAUCUGAUCAACAGGAGGUGGUGCGACACGUUAGGUUGCAGAGGAAGUUUUGACAACUUCUUUCAUGGCCCUCCUCAUGAAUCCGGUGUCGGUGAAACUUUGUUGGACACUCCAAGGGAGCUCUUAAGCGAGUCGGCCAUGAAGUAAGGCUUGUCCUGCCGUCGUUGACUUCGCUGUCGUGCAGGAAGGAAAGGAGGAUGCAGUCGAUAGCAGCCUCGAACACUCCGAUGAAGGCGCCUGCUGCGUACCAUGCUGUGAUCGCAACGAUAAGCAGGGUAAAGAAAGGAGCGCCGGAAGGCAGGACGUCCUUCGAGUAGCUCUGAGCGAUCAAGUAGCAGAUCGCUAACGUUGCGAGGGUGAUGAACAGCUUGCCGAGAAGGAGGAAGAACGGUGUGAUCAUAUUGAUCGCAGCAAUCUGUAGAAUAUUUCUCAUGAUCAACAAGAAGCCUUUCCAUGCCCCUUUGCAGAAUGAGUAUCCUACAU
Molecule: messenger RNA, 1644 nt
Organism: Guillardia theta CCMP2712
Lineage: Eukaryota; Cryptophyceae; Pyrenomonadales; Geminigeraceae
Exons: 17
Coding region: 12-977 (321 amino acids)
Biological process (GO): one-carbon metabolic process; protein homotetramerization; S-adenosylmethionine metabolic process
Cellular component (GO): cytosol
Molecular function (GO): identical protein binding; glycine N-methyltransferase activity; S-adenosyl-L-methionine binding
Source: RefSeq, a predicted model, not a curated record